AUGGCUCAACCCGUUCCACCACCAAACGCCAAGAUCGUCUUCAAGCUUCCCAAGGAUGGCGACCAGAAAAAAGCGACCAACGCCAUGGCACCAUCCGUUCUCCCAGGAGCACGACCAACCGCUGCCAAGCAGUUGAGUCGAAUGGCAGCGGUGUAUCCUACUCUCUAUGUCCCACCUGGAGUCAUCCAUCCUACUCUCUAUGUCCCACCCGGAGUCAUCCAAGCCCAACAGAAGCCGGAAAAGAAGUGGAUUCGAUUUAAUGGACGAUUAUGUCGAUUGCAUUAA
Messenger RNA from Caenorhabditis remanei, 285 nucleotides. RefSeq lists its product as uncharacterized. Lineage: Eukaryota; Metazoa; Nematoda; Chromadorea; Rhabditida; Rhabditidae. The coding region runs from base 1 to 285 and encodes 94 amino acids. The record is from RefSeq and is a predicted model, not a curated record. The transcript is spliced from 2 exons.